AUGGCCCUGCAGCAGCGGCGCGAGAAGCAGCAGCAGCAGCAGCAGCAGCAGCAGCAACAGCAGCAGCAGGAGCAGGAGGAGGGAGCUCCGGCGCCGACGGGCGCGCCGAAGCGGGGCGGCGCGGCGGCGGCGGGCGUGGCGGAGGGGGGCGCGGCGGGGAAGGUGAAGCCCAAGGCGGGGAAGGGGCCGAGUUUCAUGGCGUUCCUGCCAAAGGCGGAGGACCAGGGGCCGACGCUGGCUGUGGCUGCCACACACACGUCGGCAGUAAAGGCGGGGCCACCCAAGGCGGUCGCUUUUGCGCCGGUAGAGGCAGGGAGCGCCGACGGCGCGGUCGCGGGUCCAAGCGCAAGCGCGGGCGCGGGCGCGGCCAGCGUGGCGGAGGCCGGGCAGGAGGCGCAGCAGCGAGGGGCCCGGCGGCGGCAGCGGCCGUCCGCGGGUGACGGCGGCGGCGCCGCCGCCGGCCCCGCCAGCGGCCCUAGCAGCGGCUCGGACGGCAGCGGCAGCGAGAGCGACACCGAGAGCGGCAGCGGCAGCGACAGCGACAGCGGCGGCGAGGGCGAGGGCGACGGGCGGGCUGACAAGGCGCCGCGGGAUAGGGAGGCGGAGCGCGAGGCGCGGAAGCUACAUAAGAAGGAGACAAAAGAGGCCAACAGGGAGCGUCGCAAGAGCAAGAUGCCCAAGCAUGUCAAAAAGGCGCACAAGAAGAAGGCCCACAAGAAGAAGUGA
Messenger RNA from Monoraphidium neglectum, 726 nucleotides. RefSeq lists its product as hypothetical. Lineage: Eukaryota; Viridiplantae; Chlorophyta; Chlorophyceae; Sphaeropleales; Selenastraceae. The transcript has a single exon. The record is from RefSeq and is a predicted model, not a curated record. The coding region runs from base 1 to 726 and encodes 241 amino acids.